Molecule: messenger RNA, 1925 nt
Organism: Salvelinus sp. IW2-2015
Lineage: Eukaryota; Metazoa; Chordata; Actinopteri; Salmoniformes; Salmonidae
Product: zona pellucida-like domain-containing protein 1
Cellular component (GO): cell surface
Source: RefSeq, a predicted model, not a curated record
ACAGCCCUUUUUUUGUUGACGUGUUCAAAUAAUGAAUCUCUUAUGUGGCCGGGCUCUUUUCCCCCCCGACCCACACCAUGUUUCUAGUUGUGGUGUAGGGAUGCUGUGCGGAUCAUUCCAUCACAUGCAGCAGUCCCGAGCAUAUGGAGAACCGCUGAUUUGUCGACUUCCAAGGACCAGGGUGCUGAAAUGGAACAAAUAUGUUUGAUCCUUUUGCUUAUAAGUAAGGCAUUAUCAGUUGGAGCACAAUUCAAUGGAUACAACUGUGAUGCCAACUUCCACAGCCGCUUCCCUGCGGAGCGGGACAUUAGUGUGUACUGUGGGGUGCAGACAAUCACCCUCAAGAUCAACUUUUGUCCGGUUCUCUUCUCCGGCUACACCGACACUGACCUGGCCCUCAACGGUCGCCAUGGAGAUGCCCACUGCCGUGGUUUCAUCAAUAACAACACCUUCCCCACCGUGGUCCUCUUCAGCAUUAGCCUUGCCACCCUGGAGACAUGUGGCAAUGCCCUGGUGGUUUCCACGGCUCAGGGGCCCAAUGCUUAUGGGAACCUCUCACUGGUGCAGAUUGGGAACAUAUCCGGGUACAUCGAUACACCAGAUCCCCCGACUAUCAUUAGCUACCUGCCAGGUCUGCUCUACAAAUUCAGCUGUAGCUACCCUCUGGAAUACCUGGUGAACAAUACACAGCUGGCUUCGUCAGCUGCUGCAAUAUCAGUGAAGGACAGCAAUGGUACUUUUGUCAGUACUUUGAGUCUACUGCUUUACAAUGACUCGUCAUACGUUCAGCAGCUGUCAAUCCCUAUGGCGGGGCUCACACUGAAGACACGUGUGUUUGCAGCAGUCAAAGCUACCAACUUGGACAGGAGAUGGAAUGUUCUGAUGGACUACUGUUACACCACUGCCUCUGGGAAUCCAAAUGAUGAACUUCGCUAUGACCUCUUCUUUAGCUGUGACAAAGACCCACAGACAACUGUGUUUGAGAAUGGGAAGAGUCAAAUGGGCCGUUUUGCCUUUGAAGUGUUUCGCUUUGUCAAGCACAAGAACCAGAAAAUGUCUACCGUCUUCCUGCACUGCGUUACCAAGCUGUGUCGAGCCGAUGACUGCCCCAUGCUCAUGCCGAUCUGUGGUAGUAGAAAGAAGCGGGACGUCUCAGAGAGGUCGGAAUCAAACUCUGCAUCAGGAAACGCUAUCAUUACUGCUGGGCCAAUAAUCACAAGGAGCGAUGACACUCCAAUGAACAACUCACAACUAGCUCAACUAAACAGCCCAGUGUUUCGGAUGAACACGGUUACCAGCGCACUUAUCUCAGGCAUCAUCAUCCUUGGUGUAAUGAGCCUGUGUUUCUUCAUCUUAUCCCUUACCCUCCUCAAGGGCAAGAGGGGCCCACCAACCAUCUUGUCGGGGGCUCGCAACCCAGCUUUCAACUAACUCCAGCGAUCACCCCUGCUCCCAAGAUCUUGCCUUCCCCCUUCCCUUGAGGACACUACAUAGAAGGAGAAAGUGGGACUCACAUGUACACAUUUACAGUAGAGUGAAAAGCCCAAAUUGUUCAUUUAUAUGAAUGUAAACUGUACUGUAUAAUUCAUGUUAGCAUAGGUAUGGUUGACAUCUCGAGAAUGUAUAUUUCUUUGUAAGUAUUGUACUUAUAUUGUUUCAACCCAGUGACAGUCUGGUUAUUGUUAGGCAUUUCAUUUGCAAAGUGGAUUUCAGUUCAAUUUAAUACCUCAGCUACUCGGUAUCCUAUUGCAGGGUAAAGGAUAAUUUACAAGAAAUACAUAUAGUGUAGAAUAAACUGCUCUAACACCAAAUUCUUGUUAAGUUGGUAUGUUUACAGGGAGAAAUGUAAACGGUGUCCCUGAAAUGGAUAUAAAAUGAGUGACCUCUAAACAACAUCCUAUGCAAUAAUUAAAUAACUCAGAAAA